Messenger RNA from Mustela erminea (ermine), 5560 nucleotides. It is a transcript of the gene CHML, whose product is annotated as CHM like Rab escort protein. The record is from RefSeq and is a predicted model, not a curated record. Gene Ontology annotation, biological process: protein geranylgeranylation; small GTPase-mediated signal transduction; vesicle-mediated transport. Gene Ontology annotation, molecular function: GDP-dissociation inhibitor activity. The coding region runs from base 445 to 2409 and encodes 654 amino acids. The transcript is spliced from 2 exons. Lineage: Eukaryota; Metazoa; Chordata; Mammalia; Carnivora; Mustelidae. Gene Ontology annotation, cellular component: nucleus; cytosol; cytoplasm.
GGGCGGCGGCGGGUGGCGGCUUCCCGGGCAGGCGAGCAACCCGACGCGGAAGGCCCUCGCGCACCUUCCUGGCGCACGAGCCAGACGCAGGGGCGCAAACGCUUGCGAGAAGAGUUCCAGUCACAAAUGCAUGUGUGAUGCAUUUUGACAUUUACUGCUAAGAUGAAAUGCAGGAAUGAAAACCACACAUCCGUUUUAGUGUUCUCAGAUGUGAUUAGAUAUACUUUAUCAUAUUUUUAUGCUACUGACCUAUAAGGAAAACAGUAUUAAGAAAGGGUAACUGUUAAACGGCUAGGACCUACAACCUCAGUACUUCUGGGAUGAACUAGACUCUCACAAGGAGAGAUUGGAUCACGGCAUAUGCUCAGCUCAGCGGAGCCCUCAGCCUAGACUCCCACGCCUCUCCUUUGUCAGCCGUUGUCACCCGAAGCUUUAUCUCCUACAAUGGCGGACCAGCUUCCCACAGAGUUUGAUGUGGUCAUCAUAGGGACGGGUCUGCCUGAAUCCAUCCUUGCAGCUGCGUGUUCAAGAAGUGGCCAGAGGGUUCUGCAUCUUGAUUCCAGAAGCUACUAUGGAGGAAACUGGGCAAGUUUCAGCUUUUCGGGAUUGCUCUCCUGGUUGAAGGAGUAUCAGCAAAACAGUGCCAUUGUGGAAGAAAGUACUGCCUCGUGGCAAGGCCUGAUCCAUGAAACAGAAGAAGCUGUCACUCUUCGCAAGAAGGACGAAACCAUCCAACACACGGAAGUGUUUUGUUAUGCCAGUCAGGAUGCGGAUGACGGUGUUGAAGAGAUGGAGGCUCUGCAGAAAAGUCCUUCCUCAGCAACAUCCAGCGCCACCCCUGACCCUCUGCAUUCCGCAUGCUUGCCUGAAGAAACACACUCGUUGCAUGCUGCCAGCUAUGAAACGCCCGCCAAAGACACUCCAAAAAGUGAUGGAGAAGUUUCACUGGAAGUAACUGAUGUCGAGGACACCUUGGCAAAGGAAGAGUACUGUGGAGAUGAAACCCAUAUACCCGCAGUUUCAGAUGGAGAUGAAGAUGGAAAGAAACCUGUAGAGAAAGACAGCACUGACCAACCAAAGAGAAAGAAGAUUACUUACUCUCAAAUAGUUAAAGAAAGCAGGAGGUUUAAUAUUGAUUUGGUAUCAAAGCUGCUGUAUUCUCAAGGAUUGCUAAUUGAUCUCUUAAUCAAAUCAAAUGUGAGUCGUUAUGCAGAAUUUAAAAACGUCACUAGGAUUCUUGCGUUCCGUGAAGGAAAAGUAGAACAGGUGCCUUGUUCCAGAGCAGAUGUCUUUAAUAGCAAAGAACUCACUAUGGUUGAAAAGAGGAUACUGAUGAAAUUUCUUACGUUUUGUUUAGACUAUGAACAACAUCCUGAUCAAUACCAAGCUUUUGUGCAAUGCUCAUUUUCAGAGUACUUAAAAACUAAAAAAUUAACCCCCAACCUCCAACAUUUUGUGCUGCAUUCGAUUGCAAUGACAGAAUCAUCUUGCAGUACCAUAGAUGGCCUUAAAGCAACGAAAAACUUCCUUCGCUGUCUUGGACGGUUUGGCAACACCCCCUUUUUAUUUCCCUUGUAUGGGCAAGGAGAAAUUCCCCAGUGUUUCUGCAGGAUGUGUGCAGUUUUUGGUGGAAUCUAUUGUCUUCGUCACAAAGUCCAAUGCCUGGUAGUUGACAAAGAUUCUGGAAAAUGUAAAGCAAUUAUAGAUCACUUAGGUCAAAGAAUAAAUGCUAAAUACUUUAUUGUGGAGGACAGUUACCUUUCUGAGGAAACCUGCUCAAAUGUGCAGUAUAAGCAGAUCUCCAGGGCAGUGCUCAUUACGGAUCAGUCUAUACUAAAGGCAGAUUCAGAUCAGCAGAUUUCCAUUUUGGUAGUGCCUCCAGAGGAAUCAGGAACAUGUGCCGUUCGUGUCACCGAAUUAUGUUCUUCGACCAUGACGUGCAUGAAAGACACCUAUCUGGUACAUCUGGCCUGUUCAUCUUCUAAAACAGCAAGAGAAGACUUAGAGUCAGUCGUGAAGAAGUUAUUCACCCCAUACAGUGAAACAGAAGUAGACCAGGAAGAAUGUACAAAGCCGAGACUCUUGUGGGCUCUUUACUUCAAUAUGAGAGACUCCUCGGGCAUCAGCAGAAGCUCCUAUGAGGGCUUACCUUCCAAUGUUUACGUCUGCUCUGGGCCUGACUGCGCCCUGGGAAGCGAGCAUGCGGUCAAGCAAGCUGAAACGCUUUUCCAGGAGAUGUUUCCCAAUGAAGAAUUCUGCCCCCCGCCUCCAAAUCCGGAAGAUAUUAUCUUUGAUGGUGAUGAUAAGCAACCAGAGGCUCCUGGAGCCAAUAAUAUAAUCAUGGCCAAAGUAGACUCCUCUGAGGGAAGCAAAAACCUAGAAAGCCCAGAGAAGCAAUUUCAAAACUAGAGAAGAGCAAACUGGAAAUGCUACAUUGGACAUUCAUCCUGGCAUCAGAAUAUUUUCACUUAAAGGACUCUUUCAUACAUGAUUAAUCAGAACGGGUUAUAUGAUGAUAUAUGCAGAUGUGUUUUAAUUCUGUUUGAGACAUUCAGUUAUUGGAUAUUGUUGUUAUCCUAUCAGUAACUGAUUGAUUAUUGGACAAAGUUUUAUUUUAGUACUGGGUGUUAUUAGUGAGGGUUCUAUAUUAGCAACUGUGCUUAAAGGGAUGUAAUAAGUAUCUGCUAGUGACCUUCAGAUUUUAUUAGUCUAUAAUAACAAUAAUAUGGAAGGAAUAUUUUAGUUACUUUUGUAAUUAUUUUAGUUGCUCCUGCCUCUGAGUAGUUAAACACACACAGUAAAUUAUGUGGGUCUUUUGUAUAUAAUAUUAAUGUACAGACAUGAUAGUAGCAAUAGCAACUUCCAUACAAGUGCCAACUGUUAAAAGAUUAAAUUUGCAUGAUCCUUUACUUGUAAAGGUCUAGUGUUUACAACACUUUGUGCAGUUCAGUUCCCCUACUUAGCCCUGGUAACCAGCAAGGCAUUGCCGCCACCACAAUCUUCUGUAUUACAGAAAGUGGUGGACAGUCCAUCUGAUCAUUGAAGAGGUCAUUCUUGGGAAGUUUGUCCCAAAGGAAAUCUCAGGAUCAGGUUAGUUCUGGUUUACUACUACUUCAGAAAAUUUCUGCAGAGGCCUGUGCUGGGCUAAAAGAAAAGAACUUCCAACAACUAACUUGGGCCAAAAGAAAAAAAAUAUAUAUACAUUGCUCCAGGAAAAGGUACCACAGAUUUGAAAUUCCGAAGAGAAGAUGGAGUGAGGCAUUUGGGAUGCUGGUGGUUUUUCAAAGCCGUCUGGAGGUUUCCCGAGGUUUCUUAGUGAGGGUCCGAUACACCACUUUGUGGUGCUGCCACUUUAAUUAGCAGCAGAGUGUGGUGGAUAGGAGUGAAUGGAAGGAGGGUUCACCAUGUCUCCUCCCUUAUGCCCCACUCACAGUUAGUGAGGUGACCGCCUCCGUGAUCACUUCAGCCUCUCAGCUGUUGCCUAGAGAACAAACAUUUUUUCCAGAGCCCUCAGAAGCCAAAGCUGUCGUACUCCGGUGGUGAAAACCUGCGGAGUUGUCAGGAGAGCUGAAGUGCCUCCCCCUUCAGUCUCCUGUUUCCAUUCCUCAGAAUGGUCAUUCCUCUAGGAAGAGAGCCCUCCAGAGCAUCUACGAUGUGCUAGGCACCUGUGCUUCCUAGUGACAGGGUCGUAACCACCCUGUGAGGCUGAUCCUAUUGAAUACGUUUUUAACGAAGAGGCAAAGAGGGAAAGACAGUUACUAAUACUUCGGCCCGGGUCUGGUAUGGGGAAGAGCCAGGGUUGGAAUCCAGGCUGCCCCGAUACGGAAGUCCAUGCAGCGCAGCGCGGGAAGCAGAGCCCACGGGCUCCGGCCUCUCCGUCUACUCUCAGAUCAGGGAGAUGUGAAGCGUAGGAUUAGUUAGAAAUAAAGUUAGAGCAGAGGAGCUCAUGGAAGCAGAAUUUGGCUAAAUUUCAACAAAGUAAUGCUUUUUAAUAAUGUAUCUUUUGAUCUGAGCAACAUAUUAUAAAAAUAUGCAGAUGAUACUAGGCCCAGAUAAGCUGUGAAUAGUCUUUUGUUGCUCUUCUAUAUGUGAGGAAAAUGAAACAACAAAGACUUAGGUACUUCACAGCUUCCUGAAAAUAGAAGUCAUGAAUUGGUAUUAAUAUUUAUGCAUGUAUUAAUACGGCAAAGUGGUUCUAUUAGGUAUAGCCUAAGGUUUGAACCUAUCAAAAUAUUUUCACCAUCUAUAAAACAGAAAUAAUAUUUUGUAGAAUUAGUGUGAAGGUUAAGUUAGAUAAUGUGUUUGAAAUCAUAGCCAAAGGAAUGCCACUAGAUGACAUUAGUAUGGAGAUUUACUACACUUGAACUGCACAUUCCAACUUCUAUUUUAUAUAAUUUGACAGAACUGUGGCAAAUUAGGACAACAGGCAAGAUAGAUUUAUCUUUUUAACUUAGGGGAAAGAAGUGAGAGUCUUGCCCUUUAAAUCCUACAAUAACCUUUUCUAAAUACACUUUGAUGCUAAGUAGGAAGUUUAACUAAGACUUAAUAAACCAGUUGGAAGGAAAUAAUUAUGCAGUAACUACUGGUAGAAAGACUAAUUGGAUGUCAGUGUGAAAAAAAGAAUUAGGCCCACAUUACAUAUGAUAAGACAGUUCAUUCCAUAGGAGUUAAAAUGUUGAUUAUAAAGGUGAAAAUAAAAAGACUACAGUUCUCAUCCCAGUAGUACAAAAGAUACUUCAUGGCACUGAAAAAUAUCACUAGCAGGGUAGGUGAGGUCAACUAAAGAAAAAUGAAAAAUGGCACUAAGUAAGAAGACAAAAAAGAGAUUGGAUUUUUAAAAAGCUACUUACAUUACACAUGGAUAAAAUGCUUAAUAUUUUUUAAAAAGUAGAUGCAAAACCAUAAAGCUUCUACUCUUUACUAAGUAAGGUUAUGAAAGGAGAGAGUACAAAGGACAGAAAUAAAAGACGAUUCUUAGAAUUGAUAUUCAGGUCUCCGAGCACUAAAAACGCAAAUUGAAACAACUUUGACCUGGUGUAUGCUAUUAUAUUAGCAAAACAUUUUAAAAUUUAUGUGUCUUCAUACCAGUAGCAUGAUUAGUAAUUUUUAAAAGAACUAUUUAGAUCAAAAGCUCUGUAACCAAUCUAUUUUUGGCUAGACCAAGUCACUUUGAACAGCAUAUGCCUAGGAAAAUAUUUAAAAGAAAAAUAAGCUACUUGUACAAAGAUACUUCUAGCAAUUCCAUUCAUACACAUUUUAAAAAAAAAAAGUCCAGCAUUUGGGAAAUGGAUAAGUAAAUUUUGAUGUAUUGCUAUUGUAGACCGUUACAUAGUCAUUAACGGAUAUUGAUCUAUGUAAAAUUGUAUGAAAAAUGUUAAAUGAGAUUCAAAAAUGUUAAAACAUUAUUUUAUGUACAGAUUAUGUUUGUGUAAAAAUUUAGGUGUCUACAUCAAAAAGAAUCAGGAAAACGUACUUAAUUGGAGUUUAACAUUAAGGGAUUCUUUUUUUUCUGUAAAAUGUUGAUGUGUAUGAUACAAAUAAAAGAAUAAUUGGUAAAGUG